UCGGCGGAGACGCUGUCCGGCGUGUCUUGCCCUGGGGUUCCCUUCACAGCGUUUUGUCUGCGACGACCGCCACGACCCCCCUCCUCACAAGUCCCCAACUUCGCCGGCCCCGGGCUGCGCCCGCCUCUUCUCUCCCCCCACCGUUCUCGGGCUCUACCUUAUCUGUCUCUGGCCUCCUGGCCACCUGCCUCUCCUGGACCCGUGGGCCUCACCUGUCUGGGUAACCCCGUGACCAGUUCGCACUCUGUCUCCUCGCUCACCUGGGCUCGUUGGUCCACCAGCCUGACCCUCACUGAUAUUUGCCCCUGCAUCCUCUUCCUGCUCGUGUUAAAUUGUAAUUCCUGCCUGAGGAGAGCUCACACUAAGCGUGCAGCUGACGUGAGCCAGUUUCCACGUCAAGACUUUCCCUUUUGGUGUCCUCAGCCCGGAUGCACACUUUAUCCCCCCGCGCCUUUGAGGGAAGCAUAGGGGGGUUCCCUCAGUUCCCCUGCCCUGGCCGAGGUGCACUGCUGAGGGAUUUGCACUUGGGCUUUCCUGUGAGGCAUCGUGGGCCUUCUCUUACCUCGCCUCUGGCCACCUGGUGUCCCCAUGGCAGCCUGUGCCUCUGCGUGGUGCUAGAGGGGACAAGUUGUGACCUUCUUUCUAACCUCUUAGGGAGCCAGGAAAUGCCUGCUCGAGGUAGGCCUGAAUGGAUGCCAGCAGGCCCCUGGGUAGUCAUGGUUCAGAGAACAGUGCUGUACUACAUAGGUUACAGAGCUGGCUGGGAAGGCGCAUCAAUCCAUGGGAAUGUCCCUGCCAGCAUCAGGGCCCAGGGGCAGGCAGACUGCCCUAUUUGCUUCAGAAUUUCUCUCCCCAGCUUGGCUGGUCUCACCCUGCUAUGCUUGAUCAGGCACUGGAAUCCAGAGGACCGCUGUCACAGAGGCUUUGAAAGGCGGAGUGAUUUGGUUUCCAGUCUGGCAGAGUAAAGUUGACAGUUUGUGCGACUGAAAAGGGACCCAGAACAGACUUCCCUCCUUCGCCUGAACUCUAUGAGGAACCGGAGCCUUGGUACCAGCAGAGGCCUCUUGUGCCCAUUUGCCUCCUUGGAGAAUCCGGAUGAAUUUGGGUUUGUGGUUACCCCCUGGCUGGGCUUCAUGGAGGAAUCGUCUCUGAUUUCUAAUCUGAAUCCCAGAGCAGCCCCCAUCUUUCAGUGGACAGAAUGAGAGGCCUUCUGUAACCAGGCAUAACUGGCCAUCAUGGGGAAAUUGAUCAGGAUGGGGGUGCAGGAGAGGCGGUUACUGUGGCCAAAACGGCUUCAUUGGAGUCGCCUCCUCUUCCUAUUGGGAAUGUUGAUCAUCAGUUCCACCUAUCAGUACCUGAGGAGCCCCCAGGGCCUCCCCUCACUGUGGGCAGCAGUCUCUUCCCAACACCCUAUAAAACUAGCCAGCCGGGACCUUUCCAACAAUGCGAUGAUGAUGGUGAGCAGUGACCCUCCAAAAUCGAGCUCUGCAAUGGAGGUUGAGACAUGGGCAUCCCAAGCCACAGUGGGCAGAGAUGGAACAACGCCUGGCAUAACAAUGGAGAACACCCCCAGUACACCUAGAAGAACAGCCAACAUCAUUCCAGCAAUACCCAAGAAUAGCUACAGCCCAACAGCAGCAGGCACAGAAAAAGUGAAGGAAAACACCCCAGCCACACCCAGUGGAGUAUUGAAUCAUUAUACUCCAACGUCAGGCAGACCAACGGGAAAUAAUUAUACCCCAACAACACCCAGGCGAGAAGUGAAGAGCUACCGCCCAACUCAAGCCAGGGGAAGGGUGAAGAAAUACACCCCAUCCCCACUUGGUAGAAUGGUAAACAGUUAUGCCCCAUUCACACUCAUGACAAUGACAAGGAGCCAUGGGAUCACCCCCAGAGCAACAGUGAAAGACAGUGAGAUUAUGACAACCAACAGAAUAUUAGAGACCAACCCCUCCAAGAGAGUAGUGGAGGAAACCGCCCCAACUCCUCUCAAGGGAGCAACUGCUAACACCCCAACCUUCCUGAUAAAUGACUUAGACAUCUCGACUUCUCCGAAGAAUGUGGUGGAAAAGAAGACCCUAACUACCCCCAGGAGAGUGGACCAUAAUAUCUCAACCAAGCACUGGGGGUUAGUGGGAAAAAACAACCUGACAACACCCCGAGGAAGGGUCCUGGAGCACACCGCAGCCAUCUCUGAGGGGCAGGUGACAAUGAGCACCACGACAGGCAGCAGCCCAGCAGAAACCAGAGCCUCUGCUGCUGCUCAGAAGGUUAGGAAUCCCUCAUCCAGAACCAGUGCACCGACCAUCGGAAUAUCCUCGGCCACCUUCUGGGGGCUGGUGAAGAACCCUUCCAUAGCACCCAGCACCCCAGCAACACCCAGGGUCAGGGCGAAUCCGACCACUCAGAUCCGUCACUGUGUGGUUGUGGAGCCAGCCCCAGUCGCGCCCACUGCCGCCUCCCCCAGUCUAACAACAGCUGUGAUGUCAGAGGCUCCCAGUGCCUCAGUGCUGCCUUCUGGGCAGCCAGACCUCCACCCCAAGGCAGAGUACCCCCGAGAUCUGUUCAGUGUGGAGGAGCGGAGGCAGGGCUGGGUGGUCCUGCACAUCUUUGGCAUGAUGUAUGUGUUUGUAGCCUUGGCCAUCGUUUGUGACGAGUACUUUGUCCCAGCCCUGGGUGUCAUCACAGACAAGCUGCAGAUCUCCGAGGAUGUGGCAGGUGCUACGUUCAUGGCUGCUGGAGGCUCUGCCCCCGAGCUCUUCACCUCCCUCAUUGGCGUCUUCAUCUCCCAUAGCAAUGUGGGCAUCGGCACCAUAGUGGGCUCCGCAGUGUUCAACAUCCUCUUCGUCAUUGGCACUUGUGCCCUCUUCUCCCGGGAGAUCCUCAACCUCACCUGGUGGCCCUUGUUCCGUGACGUCACCUUCUACAUCUUUGACCUAAUGAUGCUCAUCCUCUUCUUCCUGGAUAGCCUCAUUGCCUGGUGGGAGAGCCUGCUGCUGCUGCUGGCCUAUGCCUUCUAUGUGUUCACCAUGAAGUGGAACAAACGGCUUGAGCUCUGGGUGAAGGAGCAACUCAGCAAGAGGCCAGUGGCCAAGGUCAUGACCCUAGGGGACCUUAGCAAGCUGGGCGAUGGGACAGUUGUGGUGGAUGAGCAGCAGGAUAACAAGAAGCUUAAGCUCUCGUCAGUGCUGACCCGAGGGAGCAGCUCGGCCUCUCUGCACAACAGCACCAUCCGCAGCACCAUCUACCAGCUCAUGCUCCACAGCCUGGACCCUCUCGGGGAAGCCCGGCCCUCCAAGGACAAGGGGGAGGAGAGCUUGAAUCAGGAGGCCAAAGCCAAGCCUCAGGCCAAAACAGAGAACAAAGGAGAAGAGGAGGAGGCAGCCGAGCUCCCUGCGGUCACGGUCACACCAGCCCCUGCUCCAGAUGUCAAGGGAGAUCAGGAGGAGGAUCCUGGCAGCCAGGGAGAUGUGGCUGAAGCUGAGAACACAGGUGAAAGGACAAGUAAUGAGGUUGAAGCUCCUGGUGAAAGUGAAACUGGAGAGCAAAGUGGAGGUGAAGCUCGACUAGAAGGUGAACGUGAAGAAGAAGGAGAGAAUGAAAGUGAUGGUGAUAUCCAGGCAGAAAGGAAAGGAGAUGAUGAAGAUGCAGGUGAAAUCCAAGCAGGAGAAGAUGGUGAAAUGAAAGGUGAUGAAGGUGAAACUGGAGAGCAGGAAUUGAAUGCUGAAAAUCAAAGUGAAGCCAAAGAUGACAAGAAAGGUAUAGAUGGUAAAGGGGGAGGUGAAGGAGGUGAGGGAGGUGAGCGUGAAGAUGAAGAAGAGGAAGAGGAGGAAGAGGAGGAGGAAGAGGAGGAGGAGGAAGAAGAGGCGGAAAAUGAGGAGCCUUUGUCGCUGGAAUGGCCUGAGACCAGGCAGAAGCAAGCCAUUUACCUCUUUCUCCUGCCCAUUGUGUUCCCACUGUGGCUGACGGUGCCCGACGUGCGGAGGCUGGAAGCUAGGAAGUUUUUUGUUAUCACCUUCCUGGGAUCCAUCGUGUGGAUAGCCAUGUUCUCGUACCUCAUGGUGUGGUGGGCUCACCAGGUUGGUGAAACAAUAGGGAUUUCUGAAGAGAUUAUGGGGUUGACAAUCCUAGCAGCAGGCACAUCAAUUCCUGACCUCAUCACCAGUGUGAUUGUCGCUCGGAAAGGCCUGGGAGACAUGGCUGUGUCAAGCUCUGUGGGCAGUAACAUAUUUGAUAUCACCGUGGGCCUGCCCCUUCCGUGGAUGCUUUUCUCUCUUAUCAAUGGAUUACAGCCUGUUCCAGUCAGUAGCAAUGGCUUGUUUUGUGCAAUUGUUUUGCUUUUGCUCAUGCUCCUGUUUGUGAUCUCUUCAAUCGCACUGUGCAGAUGGAGAAUGAACAAGAUUCUGGGUUUUACCAUGUUCCUCCUGUACUUUGUAUUCCUGAUAAUUAGUGUGAUGUUAGAAGAUCGAAUCAUAUCCUGUCCUGUAUCUGUCUGA
This is a messenger RNA of Hippopotamus amphibius kiboko, 4496 nucleotides long. RefSeq names its product solute carrier family 24 member 1 (gene SLC24A1). Lineage: Eukaryota; Metazoa; Chordata; Mammalia; Artiodactyla; Hippopotamidae. The record is from RefSeq and is a predicted model, not a curated record. Bases 1236 to 4496 code for a protein of 1086 amino acids. Gene Ontology annotation, biological process: visual perception; long-term synaptic potentiation; long-term synaptic depression. The transcript is spliced from 13 exons. Gene Ontology annotation, cellular component: membrane. Gene Ontology annotation, molecular function: calcium, potassium:sodium antiporter activity; calcium channel activity.